AUCUCCCUGCAUCGUAAAUGCUACAGUGACAAAGGGCAUUGAUGGCUCCUUCUAUAUAUAAACCUCUUUAUACCCAUUCGUGUAGGGGUGACUUAACUUCUAAUGCCCCACGUCUCUCCCUCCCUCUCUCUCUAAACACUUCUCUCUUCGAAUCUUUUGUUUUUUUGCUUCAUUUUACGAUGCCCCUGCUUAUUGAGAAUGACUCUACAACUUUCAGCUUCUCCUCGCCGUCGCCGUCGCCGUCGCCGUCUUCGUCGGGGAGUUUAUCCAUGGUUCUAUUAGGGGAGAGUGAUCAGUCAGGGACGGCGGUAGACUCCAAUCGGAAACGAGCCAAACGGCCGAGAGAAAACAGCAACAGCAAACACCCACUCUUCCGUGGGGUCCGAAUGAGGGCAUGGGGGAAAUGGGUGUCCGAAAUUCGUGAGCCUCGAAAGAAGAGUCGGAUCUGGCUUGGCACUUUCUCUACCCCUGAAAUGGCCGCACGUGCCCACGACGUUGCCGCUCUCACCAUUAAAGGAAACUCCGCCAUUCUCAACUUCCCUGAACUCGCCGAUCAAUUCCCCCGCCCCGCUUCCAACUCCCCUCGCGACGUUCAAGCCGCCGCCGCCAAAGCCGCCUCCAUGGAAAUCCCAACUCCCCCACCUUCCUCCUCCUCCUCCUCCUCCUCCUCCUCCUUAUGUCCAUCGACGCCGGAGGAACUGAGUGAAAUAGUGCAACUCCCGAGUUUAGGAACGAGUUACGAAACGGCCGAGUUAGGAAACGAAUUCGUAUUCGUCGACUCAGUGGAAGGUUGGCUUUAUUCAUACCCAUGGUAUCAAAGAGUGAAUAACAAUGCAGAUGAAGAACAGAGCCAUGGCUUCUUCAGAGACCAGAUUUCAACAGACUCCAUAACUCCUCCAUCUUCAAGCUUCGAAGCUUUCUUAUGGCAAUAUUAAACCCCCAUCUCCCCCAUUACACGUGUGAUUUCUCUUCCCUCUUCUCCAAUCCAAAACAAAACAUUUUCCAUCAAAUUUCAAAUCCCCUGUGUUCUUUCGUUUUCCCCCAUUGAUUAUAUGAAGCCAAAUACAGUGGUUCUUCAGGUGUUCAUCAGUGAGUAAUAUCUGUUGAAUAACAAUAAAUCAAAUUAAA
Cucurbita moschata (crookneck pumpkin) is the source of this 1128-nucleotide messenger RNA. Its product is annotated as dehydration-responsive element-binding protein 3-like. Lineage: Eukaryota; Viridiplantae; Streptophyta; Magnoliopsida; Cucurbitales; Cucurbitaceae. Bases 42 to 935 code for a protein of 297 amino acids. Gene Ontology annotation, molecular function: DNA binding; DNA-binding transcription factor activity. The record is from RefSeq and is a predicted model, not a curated record. The transcript has a single exon. Gene Ontology annotation, biological process: regulation of DNA-templated transcription.